GGCGCGCUCACUUCCGCGUCCCGCCGCCCUGCGGGCCGCGCGCGCCCAGCCACCGCUGCCAUCGGACAAUAGGUCGCCCGCCCCGGCUGCCGGGAGCUUCCUGCCGCGGCCCGGCCGGCCCGUGCGCCCCGGGCCGCGCUCCCUCCCCGCGCCGGCCGGGAUCCCAGCUCCGCGGGCGCCGGGGGCAGCAGCGGAGGACUGAGCGCCCGGGACGUGCCUGCGCCCGGCGCCGCUGCUUCUCUGCUCCGGCCGGGGGGUCGGCGGCCUCCACAGCCCGGCAGAGCCGGCUUCGCCGCCUUGUUGUGGGUUUCCGAGUUUGGUCGCUUAAGGAGGAUGUGAUUUUUUUUUUUUCUAUUUCUUUUUCCUUUUAUGAUUUGAAAAAGAGAAGAGAACGCACAGCAACCUGGGACAGCGAAGCGCCACCAGCUGCCCCCACGUGGACACCUCCGAGGGGAAAGGGAGUUGGAAGCAAACUUGGUCCGACUGGCCCGGAGGCCUCAAUUUCGGCUGGACCCUUUGGCCUGGGGUCAUGACUCUCAUGCUGGGCAAGUGGAAGGCUUUACCUGUCUCCGGCUGGACUUGAGCCCCUACCCUUCGCCAGCAUCUCCCCCCCACGCUCCCACGCACCCUCACGCCUGGCACCUGGACUAAGCCCAGACACCCAUCUGAGACAUGGAUAAGUACGACGACCUGGGCCUGGAGGCCAGUAAAUUCAUUGAGGACCUGAACAUGUAUGAGGCUUCCAAGGAUGGACUCUUCCGAGUGGACAAGGGGGCAGGCAACAACCCGGAGUUUGAGGAAACACGCAGGGUGUUUGCCACCAAGAUGGCCAAAAUCCACCUCCAGCAGCAGCAACAGCUCUUGCAGGAGGAGACCCUGCCCAGGGCGAGCCGAGGCCCUGUCAACGGUGGGGGCCGCCUGGGCCCACAGGCCCACCGGGAAGCUGCUGUGGGCAGCAAACUGACCAUGGAUGGUGCUGCCAAGCCCCCUCUUGCUGCCCCGACAGUGGGUCCUGGAGCAGCCACCACCAUUGCCGCUGGGCAGCCCAUGUACCCACCCCAGGAGCAGAGGGCCAGGCCAUAUGUCCGUGCCACGAGGCAUGGCACCCAGGACUGUGGUUCCAGGGAGAGCCUGGAGAGUUCUGAGCCUGCUUUCCACCGCCUGGGACCCUGCCAGGAUCCUUCCUGCCUCACCCAUGGAGAUUAUUAUGACAACCUCUCCUUGGCAAGCUCAAAGUGGGGUGAUGAACCAGGAAUGUCCCCCAUCGUCAAGCUGGGUGUAGGGAGUGGGUGGCCUGGUCCCCCAGGGAGUGGCCCACCACUGCCCAAACCCUCCAGGGACCAUCACCUGUACCAGCCGCAGCUCUCCCCGAGCUCCAGCAGGUCAUUUGAGAGCAGCCAGGAUGGUGGUGCUGGUGGCCGCAGCAAUGAGAAGCCAGCAGGUCUCUGGACCACUGCUUCCUCCCAGCGGGUGAGCCCUGGCCGUCCUUCCCCAGGCCUGGAGAACGGGGCCCUCCUGGGGCCCCCUCAGCCCAAGACCCCUUCUUUCUCAGCACCCCUGGCCCUGAACUGCCCCAGUCAAGGAGCUCUUCCAAGAACAAACUCGGGGGUGGGGAGCGAGGUUUCAGGCAUGAUGCCCAAACCCACUGUGGACUCUCAAUCCUGGUUCCAGGAUGGUCCCAAAUCUUACCUUCCGAGUUCUGCCCCAUCAUCGUCGCCAGCCAACACGGACAGUUUGCAUUCGGGUGUGGCUCCUGGGCUGGGUCCUAAGCCUGGCUGCACAGACCCUGGCGGUGGUCCCAAGCUCAGCCCCACCAGCCUUGUCCAUCCAGUGAUGUCCACCCCACCUGAGUUAUCUUGUAAAGAAGGUCCUCCUGGCUGGUCCCCUGAUGGCAGCCCGGGGCCUGUGCUCCCAGAGAGCCCCAGCACCCCCAGGGUGAGGCUACCCUGCCAGACCCUCAUCCCGGGCCCUGAGCUUGGGCCCUCGGCCGCUGAAUUGAAAUUAGAAGCCCUCACCCAACGUCUGGAGCGUGAGAUGGAUGCUCACCCGAAGGCCGAUUACUUUGGAGCCUGUGUGAAAUGCAGCAAAGGGGUGUUUGGGGCCGGUCAGGCCUGCCAGGCCAUGGGGAACCUCUACCACGACGCGUGCUUCACCUGUGCGGCCUGCAGCCGGAAGCUGAGAGGAAAAGCCUUUUAUUUUGUCAAUGGCAAAGUGUUUUGUGAGGAAGACUUCCUGUACUCUGGGUUCCAGCAGUCUGCGGACAGGUGUUUUCUUUGUGGACAUCUGAUCAUGGACAUGAUCCUACAGGCCCUGGGGAAGUCCUACCACCCUGGCUGUUUCCGCUGUGUCAUCUGUAACGAGUGUUUGGACGGCGUGCCCUUCACCGUGGACUCAGAGAACAAGAUCUACUGCGUCCGAGAUUACCACAAGGUGUUGGCCCCCAAGUGUGCCGCCUGUGGCCUUCCCAUCCUUCCUCCUGAGGGCUCAGAUGAGACCAUCCGUGUCGUGUCCAUGGACAGAGACUACCAUGUGGAGUGUUACCACUGCGAGGACUGUGGGCUGGAGCUCAAUGAUGAAGACGGUCACCGCUGCUACCCACUGGAGGACCACCUAUUCUGUCACUCCUGCCACGUGAAGAGGCUGGAGAAAGGCCCCUCGUCCACAGCCCUUCACCAGCACCGCUUCUAGCCGGAGCCUCUCACAGACAUCACGGCGGGGAUGAAAAGCCAGGGUUGCACGAUGAGAAAUCUGCCUGUUAAUUCCAGUGGCCCCUGGGGUGGAAUUGGGCUAGAGGGGAAGGAGGGUAGGCUGGCGAGUUCCUGCACAUCCACGUGGGAUCCCUGGCCUUUAACCUGGGAGGUGGACCCUGCCUGUCUGUGUGUAUUUUCCAAGUGCCUUUCUCCGCUGCCACACCCUCACCAGAUUACUCAGGACGACACUCCAGCAAGUGUGUGGCAUGUGACAGGAGAUUGCAUCAGCGUACCUGAAUGAACCCUCCUGUCCACUCUGGUAACAGUUCGUGCUUCAGAGGGAAAGGUUUGCGUUGAAUGUAUUUCACAAUAUCCUGUGAAGAGAGAUUUCAGCUGCCAAUACAUUCAACCCUUUCCCUCCGCUUAGGAAAGUCCCUGCACCCAAACACCCCCUCCUGCCCCGGGUGCAUGUACACACACGCACAUGUACACACACUGCGCCCCCCCCCAUGUCGAGCUUCGAUUUUUCUGUAGAAUGGCUGCAAAUUUUAAUUGCAUUAUUGCAAGAGGGAAGCCCUAACAUGUGCUCUGUAUCUUAGGGAGAAUUUACUUGCUCAGCCAGAGCUAAGUUUUGAAAUAAGCGAGACAGGGUUUCCUGCUCGUCCCCCGACAGCGUACCGUGUGCCGCUGCAAAUCUUCACUCCCUUCCAGGCAGCUGGGGGCCCGAUGGAGAUUUGCCCUGUCCUAGCAAAUUGUGCUUCGGGACGAGAACUUGGUGCAGGCACCAGGCUCUUCUGGCCCCUUGUUUGUGCUUUUUAUCUGGAGCUCUCCAGAGUCUGUGACUUUGGAGUCCCUCCUGCAAAGGCAAGACUCCAGAUGCUAUGGGGGGACAUCUCUUGUGCCUGUUUUCGCUUAUUUAACAGUGUGAAGUCCUGCUCGCAGACUGAGAGCCAGCGCUUGGUAAAGGAGGAUAGUUUUUGUGUGUGUGAGGUCUCUAGGCCAGCAUGAGAGGGAGGGCCUCAGGGUAAGUUAUGAUAUUCAUUUCACAGGUUUCUCUCUUGCCCAGUUCUUGGCACAGGCAUUAUGUUUGAGGAAACCGGUAUAAGGUACAUGUUUUUGUUUGUUUUUUCUUUUUUUGUUUUCCUCCGCUUUCAAUCUUCCACACACACAAAAUACCUCACAGAUAAGAGCUUUACCACAUGGCAGAUUAAGGAGGUGCUCGGCCCUCACCCUGGACUCAGAUACCUUCCUAGCUAUGUUAGGAAUCUCUGGCUUCACACAGGCUAGACUCCAGCAGGCCAGGCCACUGUAUUCUUAACUGAAGGGCAACUGGGAAUAGAUCUGAUUGAAACGAGGUGCUAUAGCCUUAUGCAUUUCAGCACAGUGCCACCCUGGCGUGGCAAGGGCUAAGGGAGGGCCACACGCUGGCAAGAUUUCAAGGCCACUGAAGAGGCAGAAUUUGCCCUGCAUGUCACGUUCCUGAGGCCAGAGGUCAAUACCCCUUGGUAUUUCAAUGAGAAGAAGCUGUAAAAGAAAAGAAAGAAAAAAAAAGAUUGGCUGGCAUUUGCUCUCUCAGCCUGUGGAGAGGGCCCCGUGGCCUUGUCACAGGAGGGUGGGGCUGUCUCACCACUGCCAGCCAGGCCAGGAGAUGCAUCUGGCGUCUGCUCUCCACCCCCUCACCCCACACCCAGAGCCAGGGGACUGGGUGUUGGUGCCACAGAGGGUGGUCAGUGGAGCCCAAAGGCACAUGGGACGCACAGACUUUUCACUGCUCUUGGCACCACUUCUAGGCCUUAUUUUCACUCAUUUGGUAGCAGUUGCUUUAAGAAGCACAGAAUUGGCACCAUGGGUUGUCUUUUCCGUUACUAUUAAAUUCAUUCUGUUGGAAUUCUUUGGCCACAUGUCACUUCAGCCCGGGCCCUGUGCUUUCAUUGGUUCCUUUUCAUGGGCUGGGCCUCCUGAAAACUCGUAAAUGCAUGGGGCCUGCAAAGUGAACCCUGGGGUCAUACCUCUCCCUUCCACCGACCUGCUCAGCUCAGCUUUGGCAAGGCUGGUGGGCAAAUGAAGCCAGCCGGUGUGUCUUAACCUGCCUGUGCCAACUGAGGAACGUCUCUGGCCUUGCUGACACACCUUCGCUCCACUUCCAAGUCAAAACAGAGUGAAGAAAUUGCCUCGGAGCCACUGUCAGAAGUGGCAGAGACUUGUUUGCAAGUUGGGUAACUAAUUAGUUAAACAGUCUGUGAUUAAUUUUUUAAAUGAAAUUUUUAAAGUGGCCUUGAUUGAAGUGAUUCAGAUAGCUCUGCAAAUAUGGCAUUUUAAAUCGUUGAAGAAGAGCCGUAAGAGAAUUUCCAGACGUUCUAGAAAUCAGGGCAGCAACUUGUCUUAUCAGCAUCCCUGGAGAGGACACCGAGUAGGAAUCUUGCCCCACUUGUUUCUCUCCUCCUCGGGCCCAUGCAGAAAAGCCAUGAAGAGAUGGCCACCUACCUGGUAUUUUAAAUGUUCUAUAAGUUUCUAGCAAAAUAGAACUGUAAUGAGGUUGUAUUUAUAGGCACGUAGAAGGUAAACACAGGCACCUGGUAGACCAGGAUGAAUAAGUUUGUCUUAAAAGGUAAAGCAAAUAGCCCUUCCUGAGUUCUCUAGACAGCUCUUGGACUUUAGAUCAACGAGGAGAAUUAUGACCUGAUUCUAGACCCCAAAGCCCGCCUCCAGCAUUCUCCUUUGCCUCAUUUUGCCCUUUAGUUUUUUCUUGUCUUUUUUCCCCCCCUAGCUAGGGCCAUUCAGAAACUGCCUGGGUGGUCUGAGAAAAGCCAGUAACCCAGUUUGGCCUCCUAGAUCAGGAUAUUCUCUCUCUCUCUCUCAUGUUCUUCCCCCCUCUGUCAUUGAGUAGAGUGAUUGCUUCAUCUCUUAACACGGAGGAGCAUUUAGUCCUGUCUGGGUCAUUGCCUGUACAUGGCAGCAGGUUCCGUUUCUCCGUGGUUAGUGCUCGAGCGAAAACUUGUUUCAGCUGAGUCCACUGAGAUGAUGUCAUUGAGACCUGGGUGGCCAAUGAGAUAAGCAAGGUGUUCUGAUCACCUUCAAGUGUUGCCAUCACCUUGUUUUCAUGGGCUCAGGUCACACUUACAAAAGGAGAGACAGAAAUGUUAGGACUUGAGGGAAUUAUUUGGAAUUCAGUCUUUGCCCGGCUGUUUUUGUGUGCCGUUUCCCAUGUGCCCGAAAGAGAGCUGUGAUAGUUGCUGGUACCCUUGCAAAGAAUGUGUGCUCAGCUUGACCCCCAAACUGUUGUUGCUUGAUGCGCUUGUUAAAACUCUGUCUGCCAGGAAACCAAAUUCUUUGUACUCUCCUUUGUGCCAGGAAUAGGUCCUAAUUCCCCAGUUACUAUUUGAAGUAACUUUUAAAAGUAAUAGAAAAAAUGAGUAAAAUAUAUUAGCUAUGUAUUAUUCUGAGCCAGAACUGGACAGAUGUGGGAAAUUUCCAUAUGGUGUAUGAAAAUUUCACUGUGCAGGGAAAUUAUAUUCCUCUGUCUCUUCUUUUACUAUAAAAUUAUUCAAAAUAUUGUUACUAUGAAAUUAUUCCAAAUUUUACUGUUACUAUAAAAUUCUUCAAAAUAUUGUUACUAUAAAAUUACUCAAAAUUUUACUGUUACUAUAAAAUUCAAAAUAUCAUGACAAUAAAACUGCAUCAAUUUGUAGAUCAUUAAAGUGCUCUCCAACAUAA
Equus caballus (horse) is the source of this 6404-nucleotide messenger RNA. It is a transcript of the gene LIMD1, whose product is annotated as LIM domain containing 1. Gene Ontology annotation, cellular component: P-body; transcription regulator complex; adherens junction. Gene Ontology annotation, molecular function: transcription corepressor activity. The record is from RefSeq and is a predicted model, not a curated record. Lineage: Eukaryota; Metazoa; Chordata; Mammalia; Perissodactyla; Equidae. Gene Ontology annotation, biological process: cytoskeleton organization; positive regulation of miRNA-mediated gene silencing; response to hypoxia.